CAAACGUUGCGCGAUGUGGUCCCAGGAUAAUGUCUUGCGGUUGAUUUUCUUGAUCCUGCUAAUGAGCAAGAGAGUAAGUUCAAAGGAGCCUCAGUGUUCUUCCUUUCACUACGAAGAGCAGUUGUUGUCAAAAAUGAUCCGGAUGGAAAUAGCGAUGGAACAACAACAACAACGAGUAAAUGACGCUUUGGAAAAAAUGUCACAAACUGUUGAAAUAUUUAAAACGGACGCAAUUAAAAAAGAAAACCAAAUGCUAGACAGAAUCAGAAAUGCUCUUGAAGGUGCUGAUGCUGCAGUUGUGAAUUUCUCUAAUAGGAUGAUAUUACUUGAGGACAACCUAAAGAACGCGAUCGAUGACUUCGCUCAGGAUUCUAAACUGCUGAGUUCGACAUUGACUCAAAAUGUAUCUGAAGCAAUCGGAUAUUUGCAUACGUUAGAAGAGAAAGUUAGAACACCAACGAUAGCAUUUGAAGCAAAGGCCCUAAAGGAUCUAAGUUUAACAGCUUUCAAACCCCUCGUAUUCACAGAGGCCGUGUUCAACCAUGGGAACGGAUAUGACGUCAAAUCAGGCGUGUUCACGUGUCCCCUCAACGGCACGUACUUGUUCACGUCACAUCUCUGUACUGCCCAUAACAGAGCUGUUCACUACAGUUUAUUUGUGGACGACAUUGUUCAUACCAGUGGGUACGUACAUGGGAGCAUUACCCAUCAUUGUACGUCGUUUGAUGCAAUUGCGAUAUUGCAAGUUGCAAGCAAGGUGUGGAUUCAGACGGGAGAUAAUGGCGGUACAUUCUAUCAAGAAUCCCAGGAUUGGUUGAACACAUUCUCCGGUGUUCUUCUUCAUCGUUAAACUAACUUAUGGUGGUUGGAAUGGAUAAUAAUGAUAAUAGUAUAACCGUCUUCUCCAUCAGGAUGUUAUUAUGAUGGCUUUGAUGGCAUGUUUUGAAUCUACUUAAAAGGAUGUACUUUUAUAGCAAACAGUGUAAACUUCGAGUGGAAGUUGAAGCAUUAGCCAAACCGCUCAAGGGAAGUCAAACAAUAAUUGUCACCGAAAAAACCAAAUCAGUCACGAUCAUUUAAACGUGAGAAUAUUUUUUCUUAGUUUUUCUGUGCGUAAAAAUCAAAUUAAGAUUUCCAAUGCAUAAUGUACCAAUUACUUUUCAAACUUUCCUCUUUUACAUAAGGACAAUUUGUAAACAUUUAUUAAUUUACAGUAGUAAUUACAGCAUCAUGAAUUUUUGUAUUAUGUUGAUUUCAAUGUUAUUUAUUUUUUGCCAAUAACAUAUUGACUUGACCUUUUAGUUGCUGUUGCCUGGUGAUCCCAUACAUUGUGUUAUGAUUUGUCAGGAAAUUGCCUCUUGUUUACUACUGUAAACAUAAUAUCAAAAAAGAAUAUGGAUGGUGAUAUUGUUAUUAUCUAAAUCUAAAACCGGACGUGAAAAAACAAAUUUUGCAAUAUUUCAUGGCCAAAAAAAAACAACAUUUUUCUAAUAUUAUUUGGAUAUAAUGUUUAAUUAUUAUUUCUCUACUUCUAAUACUCUAAUUAUGGGAUCAGCAGAAGUUUACCAUUCACAUUAUUGUUUAUUGGAUACCUUGGUAUAUGCAAUGAUUGACGAUGAAAUGUGAAUGAUGAAAUGUGAAAUUGAAAAUAAACGAAACGAUAGUCAAAACAGGCAGCUGUCUAUGUUGGUUCAUGUUACCCAUGUUUGUAGGAUUAUCAGUAUGGAGGUGUUUUCAUCUUACAAACUUGUAGUAUCGAUCUGCGUACAGUUUCAACAUAUCUAUUUUACAACGAUUGUGAAACAAGUUAUUACAACAGUAUAUUGCUCACAAUGACACGAUUUAAACGAGAGUAUGGUCUGGUGUUGUGGGGGAAACCAGAAAACCCCGAGGAAAACCAGUUGCCCGGCUUGGUGACCACAGACUAAACUCACAUGCGCCCAGGCCGAGUAUCUGCGUAUCUUCAACAGUCCUUAUUUUGUACGUCGACAUGUGCAUUAUUUACCCUACAUUACAAUGUUAUCAUUUGCUGUACAUGUCCGAUACAACGGCAUGUGUAUUAUUUACCCUACAUUUCAAUGUAAUUGAUAACAGUUCACAUAUGAUACGUCGGCAUGUGUA
Molecule: messenger RNA, 2121 nt
Organism: Mya arenaria
Lineage: Eukaryota; Metazoa; Mollusca; Bivalvia; Myida; Myidae
Exons: 2
Coding region: 14-850 (278 amino acids)
Molecular function (GO): protein binding
Source: RefSeq, a predicted model, not a curated record